AUGGACGACAUUAUAUUGCAAUUGCCACAGCCGAUAUUGCACCAUAUACUCCGUUACCUUCCCGAAGAAGAAGCCGUUAGAACUUGCCUACUCUCCAAAUCAUGGCGCUAUCUUGGCUCCACACGCCCCAAUUUCGACAUGCGAGAGAUCGAGUUUAAAGGAAGUAAACAGGAGUUUAUCAACCUCCUCGAGAGGUGCUUGCAACUAUACCAUGAUCACAAGAUUUGUCCACAAGAAUUCUUUCUCUCCAUGACAAAGCCCGAUUCCGAGUCGGUUUUGUUUCUUUACAAGUGGAUUCCGGUGCUCGCUCGGGAUUGGGCUGUAGAGGCCUUUAGUCUUUCUUUCGAAACACGUGCAAAUGCAUUCUUUGAUCUGCCCUCUGUCCUUUUCGAAUCCGAAUCCCUCCAAUCAUUGUACCUCACAGGCUGCAACUUGAGCCGAGUCAGUUGUUUCGACAAGGAAAUAUUGUCCGUGAAUCUCAAAGAACUCUGCCUUUCGAACGUUUUUAUUACGGAGGACAUUCUUGAGUAG
Messenger RNA from Striga hermonthica, 531 nucleotides. NCBI's taxonomy places the organism in Eukaryota, Viridiplantae, Streptophyta, Magnoliopsida, Lamiales, Orobanchaceae. The record is from the annotation of a GenBank genome assembly.